UUCCCAGAGACCCCAGGCGGCGGCGGCGGGGCCCGGGAGGGGCGGAGGCUGGGGCAGACGCCUCGCCGCCGCUGCCUCGGCGAAUAGCAGUGCGCUGUCCGCCCGGAUUGGAGCAGCAGCAUCACGCUGACCUCUGCCUGGGAUGUAAACCGGAGCGGCCGCAGCCGGCAGAGGAAGGCUCUCGGCUCCUACGGGAAAGCCACCUCCAGCACCGGGAUCCAAGCGGUGCGCAGGGAGCCGCGUCAGCCUCGACCUGGGCAGCGCCCAGCGGAGGCUGCAGGAAGCGGAGGGAGCCCGGCGCGGGCGGGGACCGUGCGUCCGUUCGCACAGGCAGCGGGAGGAGGGGCGGCGCGAACCAUGGCCGGGGACAGCGAGCAGACCCUACAGAACCACCAGCAGCCCAACGGCGGCGAGCCCUUCCUGAUCGGCGUUAGCGGGGGCACGGCCAGCGGCAAGUCUUCCGUUUGUGCUAAGAUUGUGCAGCUCCUGGGACAGAAUGAGGUGGACUAUCGCCAGAAGCAGGUGGUCAUCCUGAGCCAGGAUAGCUUCUACCGUGUCCUCACUUCAGAGCAGAAGAGCAAAGCCUUGAAGGGCCAGUUCAAUUUUGAUCACCCGGAUGCCUUUGACAAUGAACUCAUCUUCAAGACACUCAAAGAAAUCACCGAAGGGAAAACAGUCCAGAUUCCUGUGUAUGACUUUGUCUCCCAUUCCCGGAAGGAGGAGACGGUUACCGUCUACCCUGCGGACGUGGUGCUCUUCGAAGGGAUCCUGGCCUUCUACUCCCAGGAAGUGCGAGACCUGUUCCAGAUGAAGCUUUUCGUAGACACAGAUGCAGACACCCGGCUCUCCCGCAGAGUAUUAAGGGACAUCAGCGAAAGAGGGAGGGACCUUGAGCAGAUUUUAUCUCAGUACAUUACAUUCGUCAAGCCUGCCUUUGAGGAAUUCUGCUUGCCAACAAAGAAAUAUGCUGAUGUUAUCAUUCCUAGAGGUGCAGAUAAUCUAGUGGCCAUCAACCUCAUCGUGCAGCACAUCCAGGACAUCCUGAACGGAGGGAUCUCCAAACGGCAGACCAACGGCUAUCUCAAUGGCUAUACCCCUUCACGCAAGAGGCAGGCCUCGGAGUCCAGCAGCCGGCCGCACUGACCCCCAUCUCCUCAGCCCCUGGCCCCGAUCUCCAAGGGACAGGAGGAGGGGGCAGGAGGCACUGUGCAUCUAUACAUAUGGUUUCCUAUGACAUUGCUGUAUUUAAGAAAACACCAUGGAGAUGAAAUGCCUUUUGUUUUUUGUUUUUUUUUUUUUGGUACUUCGGAGCAGCGAAAUGAAACAGAACUUGACCCUGAGCUUAAAUGACAAACUGUGCCAACUACUACUGGUGAUGCCUAAUUAUGACUUCAACGUGUAACCAGUUAUAAAUACAUAUAUAUAUAUAUAGAAAA
Molecule: messenger RNA, 1436 nt
Organism: Eubalaena glacialis (North Atlantic right whale)
Lineage: Eukaryota; Metazoa; Chordata; Mammalia; Artiodactyla; Balaenidae
Gene: UCK2
Product: uridine-cytidine kinase 2
Exons: 7
Coding region: 358-1143 (261 amino acids)
Cellular component (GO): cytosol; cytoplasm
Molecular function (GO): ATP binding; kinase activity
Source: RefSeq, a predicted model, not a curated record